AUUGAGUUCAGUAGUGUGGCGCAUCCUCUCGCCGGGCCGGGCGGGUAGAGUUCGGUUGGUUGGUGAGUGAGUACCACUGAUGAGAGAAAGGGCCGAGGAAGUUGCUCGCAUCGAAAGACCUAUUUUUUCUUGUGGAAUAAGAUAAAUAUCGGAGCAGGUUUUCAGUUUUUAUCUCGUGCGGUGAGCCAGAGUGUUGUGCUUCUGGUUUCCAACAGAGAUGUCGCAGAGGAGUGGGCAGGAGGACCCGGAGCGGUACCUCUUUGUGGACCGCGCUGUGGUAUACAACCCAGCUGCGCAGGCGGACUGGACCGCCAAGAGGCUUGUUUGGAUCCCGUCAGAGCGCCAUGGCUUUGAGGCUGCGAGUAUUCGUGAGGAGCGUGGAGAUGAAGUGGUGGUGGUGGAGCUGGCUGAGAACGGGAAGAAGGCGGUGGUCAACAAGGAUGAUAUCCAGAAGAUGAAUCCACCCAAGUUCACUAAAGUAGAAGACAUGGCUGAACUAACCUGCUUGAAUGAGGCGUCUGUGCUUCACAACCUGAAAGACCGGUACUAUUCUGGCCUCAUCUAUACAUACUCCGGCCUCUUCUGUGUGGUCAUCAAUCCCUACAAAAAUCUGCCCAUCUACUCUGAGAACAUUGUUGAGAUGUACCGGGGCAAAAAGAGGCAUGAAAUGCCUCCUCACAUUUAUGCCAUCUCAGAGUCUGCUUACAGAUGCAUGCUGCAAGAUCGAGAGGACCAAUCCAUUCUUUGCACAGGCGAGUCAGGAGCAGGUAAAACGGAAAACACUAAAAAAGUCAUCCAGUACCUGGCCCAUGUUGCUUCCUCACACAAAGGGAGGAGAGAUAACAACAUUCCUCCAGAAUCACCCAAACCAGCCAAACUACAGAGCGGACCCCUGUUUUAUGGUGAACUGGAACGCCAGCUUUUACAAGCCAACCCCAUCCUGGAGUCCUUUGGGAAUGCAAAGACUGUGAAAAAUGACAACUCGUCACGUUUUGGAAAAUUCAUCCGGAUCAACUUUGAUGUCACCGGAUACAUCGUUGGGGCGAACAUUGAAACCUACUUGUUGGAGAAAUCCAGAGCUAUUCGUCAAGCCAAAGAUGAGCGCACCUUCCACGUUUUUUACCAGCUGCUGGCGGGAGCUGGAGAGCACCUGAAAUCGGAUCUGCUUUUAGAAGGCUUCAAUAGCUACCGUUUCUUGUCAAACGGCAACAUCCCAAUUCCAGGCCAACAGGACAAGGACAACUUCCAUGAGACCAUGGAAGCCAUGCACAUCAUGAGCUUUGCCCACGAGGAGAUUCUGGCCAUGUUGAGGGUGGUGUCAUCUGUGCUUCAGUUUGGUAACAUCAUCUUCAAGAAGGAGAGGAACACGGACCAAGCCUCCAUGCCUGAUAACACAGCUGCUCAGAAGCUGUGUCAUCUGCUGGGUAUGAAUGUGAUGGAGUUCACCAGAGCUAUCCUGACUCCCAGAAUCAAAGUGGGAAGAGAUUAUGUCCAGAAAGCACAGACCAAGGAGCAGGCAGACUUUGCUGUCGAGGCCUUGGCUAAAGCAACAUAUGAGCGUCUGUUUCGCUGGCUCGUCCAUCGCAUUAAUAAAGCUCUAGACAGAACCAAACGCCAGGGAGCCUCCUUCAUUGGCAUUUUGGACAUUGCUGGUUUUGAGAUUUUUCAGCUGAACUCCUUUGAGCAGCUUUGCAUCAACUACACCAACGAGAAGCUGCAGCAGCUCUUCAACCACACCAUGUUUGUCCUGGAGCAGGAGGAGUACCAGAGGGAGGGCAUCGAGUGGAGCUUCAUCGACUUUGGCCUCGACCUGCAGCCCUGCAUCGACCUUAUCGAGAGGCCGGCUAACCCUCCAGGAGUGUUGGCUCUGCUGGACGAGGAGUGCUGGUUCCCUAAAGCCACAGAUAAGACCUUUGUAGACAAGCUGAUCCAGGAGCAGGGCACUCACACCAAGUUUCAGAGGCCACGCCAGCUCAAAGAUAAGGCUGACUUCUGCAUCAUCCACUACGCCGGCAGGGUCGACUACAAAGCUGAUGAGUGGCUGAUGAAGAACAUGGACCCUCUAAAUGACAACGUGGCCACUCUUCUGCAUCAAUCCACCGAUAAGUUUGUGGCUGAACUGUGGAAAGAUGAGAUUCACACCACUCAAAGGGCCUCAUUCUAUGACAAUGUCACAUGUCUGGAUGAGCCAGAAGUGGACCGCAUCGUGGGCCUGGACCAGGUGGCGGGCAUGAACGAGACAGCAUUUGGUGCCACCUACAAAACCAAAAAGGGCAUGUUUCGUACAGUGGGCCAGCUGUACAAAGAGUCACUCACCAAGCUCAUGGCCACACUGAGGAACACCAACCCCAACUUUGUUCGCUGCAUCAUCCCCAACCAUGAAAAAAGAGCAGGAAAGCUGGAGCCUCACCUGGUUCUGGACCAGCUCAGGUGUAACGGGGUCCUGGAGGGGAUCCGUAUCUGUAGACAGGGCUUCCCCAACCGCAUCGUCUUUCAGGAGUUCAGACAGAGAUAUGAGAUCCUGACGCCCAAUGCCAUCCCCAAAGGGUUCAUGGAUGGGAAACAAGCCUGUGAGAGAAUGAUUCAGGCUCUGGAGCUGGAUCCCAACCUGUACCGGAUUGGUCAGAGCAAGAUCUUCUUCAGGACGGGUGUUCUGGCUCAUCUGGAGGAGGAGAGAGACCUGAAGAUCACUGACAUCAUCAUCUACUUCCAGUCCGUGUGUCGUGGAUAUUUGGCACGCAAAGCUUUUGCCAAGAAGCAGCAGCAGCUGAGCGCCCUGAAGGUCCUCCAGAGGAACUGUGCCGCUUAUCUGAAGCUGCGACACUGGCAGUGGUGGAGGCUCUUCACGAAGGUGAAGCCGCUGCUGCAGGUCACCAGGCAGGAGGAGGAGCUACAGGCCAAAGAUGAGGAGCUGAUGAAAGUGAAGGAGAGACAGCUGAAGGUGGAGAACGAGCUGGUGGAGAUGGAGAGGAAACACCAGCAGCUUCUUGAGGAGAAGAACAUUCUAGCUGAGCAGCUCCACGCUGAGACGGAGCUGUUUGCUGAGGCAGAAGAGAUGAGAGUUCGUCUCCUUUCCAGGAAGCAGGAGUUAGAGGAGAUCCUCCAUGACCUGGAGUCCAGGGUGGAGGAGGAGGAGGAAAGGAGCCAGAGCCUCCAGAACGAGAAGAAGAAGAUGCAGGCUCACAUCCAGGACCUGGAGGAACAGCUGGAUGAGGAGGAAGCAGCCAGGCAGAAGCUGCAGCUGGAUAAAGUUACGGCUGAAGCAAAGAUCAAGAAGAUGGAGGAGGACAUUCUGCUCCUGGAGGACCAGAAUUCAAAGUUUCUCAAGGAGAAGAAGCUGCUGGAGGACAGAAUCACAGAGAUGACCUCUCAGCUCACAGAGGAGGAGGAGAAAGCUAAGAAUCUUGGGAAGAUUAAGAACAAGCAGGAGAUGAUGAUGGUUGAUCUGGAGGAGCGCCUGAAAAAGGAGGAGAAGACGCGGCAGGAGCUGGAGAAGGCCAAGCGUAAACUAGACGCCGAGACCACAGACCUGCAGGACCAGAUUGCUGAGCUUCAGGCGCAGGUGGAGGAGCUCAAGGUGCAGCUGACCAAAAAGGAGGAGGAGCUUCAAACAGCUCUGAUCAGGAGCGACGAGGAAGCGGCGCAGAAGAACAACGCCCUGAAGCAGGUCCGCGAGCUGCAGGCUCAGCUGGCUGAGCUCCAGGAGGAUCUGGAAUCAGAGAAAAUAAGUCGAAGCAAAGCUGAAAAACUAAAGAGGGAUCUGAGUGAGGAGCUGGAGGCUCUGAAGACGGAGCUGGAGGACACGCUGGACACGACAGCCGCCCAGCAGGAACUCCGGUCCAAGCGAGAACAAGAGGUGGCGGAGCUGAAGAAGGCCUUAGAUGAGGAGUCCAAAAACCACGAGGCUCAGAUCCAGGACAUGAGACAGAGACAUGCUCAGGUGUUGGAGGAGCUGUCUGAGCAGCUGGAGCAGGCUAAGAGGUUCAAGGCCAACCUGGAGAAGAACAAACAGUGCUUGGAGAGUGACAACAAAGAGCUGGUCUGUGAGGUAAAGAGUCUGCAGCAGACGAGGACCGAGUCUGAGUACAAGAGGAAGAAGCUGGAGGCCCAGCUGCAGGAGUUCACGGCCAGAACCACGGAGGUGGAGAGGGCCAAGGGAGAGCUGAGCGAACGCUCUCUCAAGCUGCAGACGGAGCUGGACAACGUUUCUGCUUUGGUGGAGGAAGCAGAGAAGAAGGGAGUCAAACUGGCCAAAGAAGUAGACAACCUGAACAGCAGACUGCAGGACUCCGAGGAGCUGCUCCAGGAGGAGACUCGUCAGAAGCUCAACCUCGGUGCCCUAAUUCGCCAACUGGAGACGGACAAAAGCACCCUGCUGGAGCAGCAGGAGGAGGAAGAGGAGGCGCGACGCAGCCUGGAGAAGCAGCUGCAGACGCUGCAGGCUCAGCUGUUUGAGUCCAAGAAAAGACUGGAUGAAGAUGUGGGGGUCAUCGAGAGUCUGGAGGAGGCGAAGAGGAAACUCCAGAAGGAAAUAGAGCUGACCAACCAGCAUCUGGAGGAGAAGACCAUGGCCUUGGACAAAAUGGAGAAGACCAAGAACAGGCUGCAGCAGGAGCUGGAUGACCAGAUGGUGGAGCUGGACCACCAGAGGCAGAUUGUGUCCAACCUGGAGAAGAAGCAGAAGAAGUUUGAUCAGAUGCUGGCUGAAGAGAAGACCAUCUCAGCUCGUUAUGCUGAGGAGCGUGACCGGGCCGAGGCCGAGGCCAGAGAGAAGGAGACCAAGGCUCUGUCUUUAGCUAAAGCUCUGGAGGAGGCUUUGGAGGCCAAAGAGGAGCUGGAGAGGUUUAACAAGCAGCUCCGCACUGAAAUGGAAGACCUGAUGAGCUCCAAGGAUGAUGUGGGAAAGAAUGUCCACGAACUGGAGAAGUCCAAGCGCACCCUGGAGCAACAAGUGGCUGAGAUGAGAGUGCAGCUGGAGGAGCUGGAGGAUGAGCUUCAGGCCACGGAAGAUGCUAAACUGCGUCUGGAGGUCAACAUGCAGGCGAUGAAGGCCCAGUUUGACCGAGACCUGCAGGCCAGAGACGAGCAGGGAGAGGAGAAGAAGAGGGCGCUGGUCAAACAGGUUCGUGAGAUGGAGGCUGAGCUGGAGGACGAGAGGAAGCAGAGAACUCUGGCUGUGGCCGCCAAGAAGAAGCUGGAGAUGGAUCUGAACGAGGUGGAGGGUCAGAUAGAAGCAGCCAACAAAGGAAGGGACGAAGCCAUUAAACAGCUCCGAAAACUCCAGGCUCAGAUGAAGGAUUACCAGAGGGAGCUGGAGGAGGCCAGAGCCGCCAGAGAUGAGAUCUUUACCCAGUCCAAGGAGAACGAGAAGAAGUUCAAGAACCUGGAAGCUGAAAUCCUACAACUUCAGGAGGACCACGCAGCAUCUGAGAGAGCCAGACGACAUGCUGAACAGGAGAGGGACGAGCUGGCUGACGAGAUCUCCAACAGUGCAGCGGGAAAGUCAUCUCUGCUGGAGGAGAAGAGGAGGCUUGAAGCUCGUAUUGCCCAGCUGGAGGAGGAGCUAGAGGAGGAGCAGGGUAACACAGAACUGCUCAAUGACCGCUUCAAAAAGACCAGCUUGCAGGUGGACGGCCUGAACGCUGAGCUGGCAGCAGAACGCAGCUCUGCACAGAAGAGUGAGAACGCUCGGCAGCACAUGGAGCGACAGAACAAGGAGCUGAAAGCUAAGCUAGCAGAGCUGGAAGGAGCUGUCAAGUCCAAGUUUAAGGCGUCCAUCACGGCACUGGAGGCCAAGAUCUUGCAGCUGGAGGAACAGCUGGAGCAAGAAGCCAAGGAGAGAGCAGCAGCCAACAAGAUCGUCAGACGCACCGAGAAGAAGCUGAAGGAGGUGAUGAUGCAGGUGGAGGAUGAGCGUCGCCAUGCCGACCAGUACAAAGAGCAGGUGGAGAAAGCCAACUCUCGUAUGAAGCAGCUGAAGCGUCAGCUGGAGGAGGCGGAGGAGGAGGCUACUAGAGCCAACGCCUCUCGCAGGAAGCUGCAGAGGGAGCUGGACGACGCCACCGAGGCCAUCGAGGGUCUGACCAGAGAGGUCAACUCCCUGAAGAACCGCCUCAGACGUGGAGGUCCAGUCAGCAGCUUCUCCUCCAGCCGCUCGGGCCGCCGCAACCUGAACCUGGACGGAGCCUCCGUCGACAUGUCGGACGACGACGCCGACAGCCGCGCCAGCGACUUUAACGACACCCAAGCCUCCAACGUGGAGUAAACCCCCUCCUCCCCCCCAGCUGCUUGUUUCCUCUGAUGCUCUUCAUCCCCACAAUCCUGUCCCGAUGUUCAACCACUGAUGAGAAGGUUGGAGCAGAGAGCCGUUUUAAACCUCGUCACCUCCUCUGAGCCCGGCGCGUCCGCAAGCUCUGUGUCAUAAUGUAACCCCACCCCCACCCGGUCAGACUUAAGGUUCCUGCUCUGAUCCGUGGAGCGGUUUCUUCUCAUAUCAAACAGCUGCUCUCUCUGCUUCGUGUCAGACCUCCUCACAGAAACAUCUCGAGACAUUUAAUAGAAAAAACACAAGCUGAAGUGGAAGGAAGUGUUACUGUGAAAUAAAAAGGUGUUUUAUUUUCUCCGUUGCUUCAUCUCAACCUUUUAACUGAAGGAAUGUCCGGCUCGGCUCAGCUUGUGCUCCGACUCUGGCGCUCCGGAGCCUUCUGGAUCGUCCACCACCUGGAAGCUUCCUGUGAAGGACCAGAAUGAGCUCAUCCAAGGAAAAGAUGUAACGAAGCUGCACAGAAACCGUGACCUGACCCGAUACAAGCUCUAACUGGACCGCAGACUGUGCUUAGCUCACUUUGUGUAAAUCUAAAAUCAGGUUUUACUAAUGUUUGGAGACCCAGCAGGUGAUGGGGAGUCAGCUCGGCCCAGCUGCUGUUCUGGAAGGUUCUACAAAAACCAUUAAGCACUUGGGUCAGGCGUUCGGACUGUCCCACUUUUAGAGAGAUUCAGGUCUCACUGGGCCUUUCCAUCAGCAGAGGGCGCUGUGAGUCAGAAGACUGCCCCUCUGGUCUUUUUGGUCAUUGUUGAAUUGAAUUAUGGGUAAUGUAGGAGCCUGUUUUGAUUCUUCUACUGCGCAUUCUUUUGUGUUAAAUCCUGAGUUUUCCUUUAGCCUUUACUCAGACGUUAAAAGAUUUUACAGGUUUGGGUCGGACCCUCACAACUCGUCUGGGUUUUCCAGGUCCGAUAUGAACGUGUAGCUUUGUGACUCGAAUGUACUUUGUGCCAUUAUUUAGUGAGUUCAGGCCUAAUGGAGCUCCCUGCAGGUGACCUGUUGUCUCGACACGACGUGAGUUUUAGUUUUCCUCCUGAAGUCCUGUCAUUUUGCAGCUGAACCACUACAUGAUGAAAACUGCAUGCCAGGGUGCUCACGUCAACUUUUGACCUCUACGUCUCUUUACUCAGACGCCGUUACCCCCGCAGAUUCCAACUCCCAACAGUAUGUUUCUUUAAAAGUGCCUUCGACACUAAAGAACAUCAACAGACUCCAUUACAGAUGUGGAUUAAACACAUGUUCCGCACUUCCAGCUCUUUGGUUGUACCGUUGCUGGGUUUGGCGUCAUAUCUGAUGUGUUCAGAACCUCCUGGCUGGAUCAGUAUUAACCAACAUGGGAGGGAUCUCCACCUUUAAGAUGUUUCCUCCUGAGGUUCAGAACUUCACUGCUUCUGGGCUGAAAGAUGUGCUGCACAGGAUUUCAUUUGGUUGGGAGCUUUAACAUCCAGUAGUAAAAUACCUUUUGAUUGAAUUUGUUACUGUUAUUAUUAUUACUGUUAUUAUUAUUAUUCAGCUGGCUGUUGACAACCAGGCGUCUGACUGCAGAUAUUCCAUCAUGAUACUUCCUGUAUUCCUAGAUAGUCAUUUCCUCGUUUUUCUGUUUGUUUUUGUAAAAGAAAAAUAAAGCUAAUUAAUUUUAA
Nothobranchius furzeri (turquoise killifish) is the source of this 7962-nucleotide messenger RNA. NCBI's taxonomy places the organism in Eukaryota, Metazoa, Chordata, Actinopteri, Cyprinodontiformes, Nothobranchiidae. The record is from RefSeq and is a predicted model, not a curated record.